GUAAAUCUAAGCUUGCCUCUGUACCUUCUGGUGGAGCUGUAGUUGUCUCUGGUGGAGGUUCUGCUGGUGGUGCUGCAGCUGGUGGGGCUCCGGACAAAGAGGACAAGAAAGAAGCAAAGAAGGAGGAAUCUGAAGAGUCUGAUGAUGACAUGGGAUUUGGGCUGUUUGAUUAAUAAAUAGCUUUUAUAUUUUUA
Messenger RNA from Parasteatoda tepidariorum (common house spider), 194 nucleotides. Lineage: Eukaryota; Metazoa; Arthropoda; Arachnida; Araneae; Theridiidae. The record is from RefSeq and is a predicted model, not a curated record.